GAGUGAUAUUUUCAAGUUGUUGUUUUUCGAACUGUAAUGGUGUAAAGCAGCAACAGUGGGCAUCGCUCACCGGGGAGACUUAAUAGAAGCUCUAAAGGGAGGAUGUCUAACGUAGAAAACGUGUGUCCGCAAGUUCUCCGGGGUGUGACGCGAGAGCUACGACGGCUGGCGGCCAACCCGCCUUCAGGCAUCAAACUCGUACUCCGAGAUGACGAUCUCACCGACGUCGUAGCUCUAAUCGAUGGACCUGCGGACACGCCGUACGCCGGCGGCGUGUUCCGCGUGCGGCUGGCGCUGGGCCGCGAGUUCCCGGCGGCGCCGCCGCGUGCCUACUUCCUCACGAAGAUCUUCCACCCCAACGUGUCGGCGGCGGGCGAGGUGUGCGUCAACACGCUGAAGCGCGACUGGCGGCCGGAGCUCGGGCUCGAGCACGCGCUGCUCGCCGUCAAGUGCCUGCUCAUCGCGCCCAACGCGGACUCGGCGCUCAACGCGGAGGCGGCGGCGCUGCUGCGCGACCGCUACGACGACUACUUCGCGCGCGCCAAGCUCUACACCGACAUCCACGCGCGCGCGGGCGCGGGCGCGGGGCGGGCGGCGGGCGGCGAGGCGGAGGGCGAGGGCGGGCCGCGCGCCAAGCGCGAGCGCCGGCCCGCCGCGCCGCCCGCGCGCGACAAGCGCCGCAUCCUGAAGCGCUUAUGA
Molecule: messenger RNA, 699 nt
Organism: Melitaea cinxia (Glanville fritillary)
Lineage: Eukaryota; Metazoa; Arthropoda; Insecta; Lepidoptera; Nymphalidae
Product: ubiquitin-conjugating enzyme E2 S
Exons: 2
Coding region: 103-699 (198 amino acids)
Source: RefSeq, a predicted model, not a curated record